This is a messenger RNA of Carassius carassius (crucian carp), 742 nucleotides long. Its product is annotated as troponin I, slow skeletal muscle-like. The record is from RefSeq and is a predicted model, not a curated record. Gene Ontology annotation, biological process: muscle contraction. Lineage: Eukaryota; Metazoa; Chordata; Actinopteri; Cypriniformes; Cyprinidae. The transcript is spliced from 8 exons. The coding region runs from base 1 to 582 and encodes 193 amino acids. Gene Ontology annotation, cellular component: troponin complex.
AUGAGCAGAGAAGGAGAGAGAGCAAGAGCUCAGGGAGAGAGUUCCUCCGGCCUGUCAGUACAGGAAUUAACGUUACAGCAACACUGCAAGGAUUUGCAUCACAAGAUAGACGUGAUUGAUGAGGAACACUAUGACAUUGGCAUUAAGGUGACCAAAAAUGACAAAGAGAUACAGGAAAUGAAUCAGAAGAUCUAUGAGAUGAAGAGCAAGCUAAAGAGGCCUAACCUGAAGGGAGUCAAACUGUCAGCUGAACACAUGCUAAGUGUCCUUCUAGGCUCCAAACACUCACAGUCCAUUGACUUCAAAGCUAACCUGAAGACAGUGAAGAAAGAAGAGGAGAAGAAAGAAGAGGUGACUGACUGGCGUAAAAAUGUAGAGGCAUUGUCUGAAAUGGAGGGCAGGAAGAAGCUGUUUGAUGCUGGACAAUGGCAGCAGUAUCAAACCAAAGAUGACGUCAAAGAUAUGGCAGCCUACAACAACAUAUCAGGAAGAAGAAGAAACACUCCGCAUUCAUCACUUCUUCAUGUUCAAGGUCCCUUAUUGAUGGUGGUGAAAUUAUCUGUGAUUUCAGAUCUGAAUUAGUUAAGCAUUUAUGAAAAUAUUGAAAUAAGCUUCAUUAUUCCAAUAUAAUCUUUAAAUACAAUAAUAUUAUUAAUAUUUUCUUGUAUAGAAGAUAUGAGAGAUUGUUUUUUCACCAAGAUAUGCAGUAUAUAUAAUUAAAAAUAAAUAAAACACAAAAAAC